Molecule: messenger RNA, 1122 nt
Organism: Didymodactylos carnosus
Lineage: Eukaryota; Metazoa; Rotifera; Eurotatoria; Philodinida; Philodinidae
Source: the annotation of a GenBank genome assembly
AUGUUACAGUCCGUAUUCCUGCGUCCAGUAGACCGUUCGUAUAUGGACCGUAUCGUUCGACCUGGGCGGCUACAACUUUAUCGACAGGCACAACAAGAUGCACAAAAGAAAUCAUCGCAAAACAUUAUUGAAAAGGUCUCAAUUUGUCCUGGUUCUUACACUCCUUCGACGCAUUUUAUUGAUUCAGAUCUAAAUAAUGCUAAUGAUAAUGUUAUUUAUGCAACAAUUUUAUGUACAGAUGAAGACAAACAAACAAAAUCGCCAUCAGAUAUUAAAUCAUCAACAAAAUUACGUCAUAUACGGCAGCGUCUGGCAUCAAAACAAGAAGUGUCCGUUAUCGACUAUAAUUCAAACAAUAAUAACUUAUCCAUGGAACCACUACCGAUCAAAGAUAUGCAUUUGGAUAAAAAUGACAAAGAUGAAACAACACAGCAGUUUCUUGUCGAUGAUGGUGUAUCUAUGGGAUCAUGGAUUAAGAAGCUUUCACUGACCGAAGAUGGAGAAAACCGGCAACAUGAUCAGUCUACUAUAUAUUCAUUGCAACGAUCAACAAGCGAGCCAAAGCUUUCCUCAUUUGCACUAAGGGCUCUCAAUAAGUCAAUGCGUGAUGGAUUAGUUACUAUAGAAAAUCGAAAACGUUUACAAGCAACAAGACAAUUGUUUAUGGAGCUCGAACGUCGACAAGCAAAAGAAUCUACUCAAAUAAAAAAAGAACAAAAAACUAUGAAUCGGUUGAAAGAAUUAAAAGAAAAUGAACGUUUACAUCAAGAACAACUGCUUGCUCAAGAAAUUAAAGGUAAUAGUGAAGAAACGAAAUAUAUUGAAAAUACAACUGUUAUUGAUGUUAAUAGUACUGAUCCAGUAGUAUUACAAAAGAUUAGUAAACAACGGUCACGAGAGCAGAAAAGAAAGGAACUUGAACGAUACAUACUCGCACUGAAAACAUCGUUAAAAAAUCGUUGUCUGAAUUUGGAUAUUGAUGUUCCGUGUAUGUGCAGUUGUUUUGAAUCAAUAUGGGAAGCAGAUCCGUUUAAGUGCGCUAAUAACUGUGCAUUUUAUCGAAAUCCAGCUGCUUUUGCUACAUCAUUGCACAGUCUAUUAAAUUCAUGUCAAGCAAAAUGA